This is a messenger RNA of Sphaerodactylus townsendi, 1667 nucleotides long. Its product is annotated as cytochrome P450 2J6-like. Gene Ontology annotation, molecular function: heme binding; iron ion binding; oxidoreductase activity, acting on paired donors, with incorporation or reduction of molecular oxygen, reduced flavin or flavoprotein as one donor, and incorporation of one atom of oxygen. Gene Ontology annotation, cellular component: intracellular membrane-bounded organelle; cytoplasm. Gene Ontology annotation, biological process: arachidonate metabolic process; xenobiotic metabolic process. The coding region runs from base 1 to 1482 and encodes 493 amino acids. The transcript has 9 exons. NCBI's taxonomy places the organism in Eukaryota, Metazoa, Chordata, Lepidosauria, Squamata, Sphaerodactylidae. The record is from RefSeq and is a predicted model, not a curated record.
AUGUGGACACCGGUGACCUUGAUAGCAGUCCUAGUGUGUCUUUUGACAUUGCGCUUCCUGAAUCAACUGUGGGCUCACAGGAACUAUCCUCCAGGGCCUCUCCGGCUUCCUAUCAUUGGAGGUGCAUGGCGGAUAUUAAUAAACUUCUCUCAGGAUUCCUUCAUGAAGCUGGCCAAGCAAUAUGGAAACGUUUACACCUUAUGGGCAGGGAAUUUGCCUGUGGUGGUAUUGUCUGGAUUCGAGGCUGUGAAAGAAGGUGUGAUCAACCAUUCAGAAUAUUUUAAUGAGCGACCGGUGACUCCUUUCUUCAAAGCUUUAGCAAAUGAAACAGGUAUUAUGUUUUCAAAUGGUUACACUUGGAAGCAACAGAGGAAGUUUGGCCUCGUUACCAUGCGAAAGCUAGGACUGGGGAAGAAAAGCAUAGAGUACCAAAUACAAGAAGAGGCCUCUCAGCUUGUUGAUGCUUUUGCAAAUACAAAAGGACAGCCAUUUGACCCUACGUUACUCAUCACCAAUUCCGUCACCAAUGUGAUCUGUUUCCUGAAUUUUGGUCAGCGGUUUUCUAUUGGUGAUGAGGACUUUCUCAAGCUGAGAAAUGCUUUAUUCCAGAUUUUGCAAUCUACAGCAACCUUGUUCCAUUUUUUGUAUGACACCUUUCCAUGGCUCAUGAAACAUCUUCCAGGACCUCACAAGAAGGUUUUGGAAAACCGUGAUCAUGUAGCUUCCUUUGUAAGCAAGGAGAUAGAAAAGCAUAAGGUGCAUCAGUCACUGCAUGAACCACAAGACUUCAUCGAUUACUAUCUGCUUCAGAUGAUGAAAAGCAAGAGGGAUCCCAACUCUACCUACAAUGAAGAGAACCUCAUCAAUUCCGUUAUUGACUUGUUCACCGCAGGGACAGAAAGCACCACCACCACACUUCUCUGGGGGCUGCUCCUAAUGACAAAUUAUCGAGAUAUUCAAGGGAAAGUUCAAAAGGAGAUCGAUGACAUUUUGGGUUCCUCUCAAUCAUUUUCUUACCAAGAUCAGAAGAAACUGCCCUACACCAAUGCUGUAAUUCAUGAGAUCCAACGUUAUCAAUAUAUCUUAUUGUUUGGAGUCCCAAGACAAUGUUCAAAGGAAGUGAAUAUGUUUGGUUUUUGCAUUCCAAAGGGAGCCACUGUUAUUGCAGAUCUUCGGUCUGUUCUUCUUGAUCCAAAUCAGUGGAAGACGCCUCACAUGUUCAACCCAAAUCAUUUUUUGGACCAGCAUGGACAUUUUGUGGAGAGAGAAGCAUUUCUGCCAUUUGGAGCAGGGGCCCGUGUCUGUCUGGGGGAGCAGCUAGCAAGGAUCGAACUCUUCAUCUUCUUUGUCAGACUGCUGAGGGCAUUCACCUUUCAACCACCAGAAGGAGUGAAAAAAAUCCAAGAAAAGGUUGUAGUGCGAAUGACUACCCCUCCCUGUCCUUAUAAGGUCUGUGCUAUUCCCCGCAGCAAUGGAUCAUAAACCAUAGAUUAUCUAGAGGAGGUAAUUUGUUCCUAUCCAUUUGACUCUCAUUCACUGAAACAUGAUCUAACACUGUCCUAACCCCCGCUGAAGCCCAUUCAUGCCACCUUUUAGCUGCACCAUUUGAUUAGAGCUGUUUGGAGAAUGAAUUCAGACAGAGCUAAGGUAAUGCUUAUUGCUUGCUU